ACUUGUGAGUUAACUAGAGCAUCUGUGAGUAUUGUCUACUGUGUGACGUUUUGCACAAUGCCGUCGACUCUUUCCGAGCCGCGGAAAACGGGGGAUUUCCGGGAGACCUACCGGAAGAACCAGCCCUCCGACCGUUCGCCAUUGCAGCGUCUGUUCACGUGCAAUCGAAAGCGCCUGACCAACAUGGCGCUAAGUCUCUUUCCGGUGUGGCGGAUCAUGAGGAAGUACCAGUGGAAGACGGAUUUCCUGGCGGAUCUAAUCUGCGGGAUCACAGUAGGGAUCAUGCAGUUGCCGCAAGGUAUGGCGUACGCAAUGUUGGCUGAAAUGCCACCGGUGGUCGGCCUAUACCUGUCGUUCUUUCCAGUCAUCAUUUACUACAUCUUCGGUACAUCCAAACACGUUUCCAUGGGCACCGUUGCGGUGGUUAGCUUGCUGACUGGCUCAGUUGUCGCUCGAUUUUACGAUACUGCUGGCACGUCAACGUCAACAGUGCCCGGUAAUGCCACCGAAGACGUCAACGUAACGGUCGCCACUGUGGCAUCUUCUGGGCUUAGCGAUGAGCAGAAGAUUGCUAUCGGCAUGUCCGUGGCUUUUCUUGUUGGACUUGUGCAGCUCAUCAUGGGUAUUUGCCGUCUCGGGUUCGUUACCACGUACAUGUCGGACCCACUGAUUGCCGGCUUCACUACUGGUGUCGCAAUCCACGUGGGCACCAGUCAGGUCAAAUACGUCUUCGGGCUCAAAAUUCCACGCACGGACGGGAUGUUCCAAGUUGUCAAUACGUACAUACACAUCUUUUCGAACAUUCACAAGACGAACAUCGCUACCCUCAUCAUCUCGAUCAUCUGCAUGGUAGCUCUCUACUUGGUCAAGGAGCAAAUCAACCAGAGAUUCAAGAAGAAGCUCAGGGUGCCCGUCCCCAUCGAACUUAUAGUGGUCGUUGGCGCCACGCUUGCAACUCAUUAUGGAAAUUUCUACAAAACGUACGGUGUUAAAAUAGUAGGCGAUAUACCUCGAGGCUUACCACAACCAUCAUUUCCCACCUUUGUGAGCCCGGACAAGUACAUUACCGAUGUGUUCAUCAUUGCCAUUAUUUCAUUCGCUCAGUCCGUCUCCCUAGCCGCCAUCAUGGCCAAGAACAACAAAUACACAAUCGACUCAAAUCAGGAGUUGAUGGCGUAUGGUAUUGGUAACAUAUUCGGAUCGUUUUUCUCGUGUUAUCCGUUCGCGGCCUCCGUGUCAAGAAGCUCCGUACAAGAAUCAGCGGGUGGUAAAACUCAGGUUGCUAGCCUAUUCUCAGCAGGGAUGGUGUUGAUUGUCAUUAUUUGGCUCGGACCAUUGUUCAAAUCAUUGCCCAGCUGCGCGCUCUCAGCGAUCAUUAUCGUUGCCUUGAAAGGUCUGAUUUUUCAACUCUUUGAAAUUCCAAACGUCUGGAAAACAUCGAAGUAUGACUGCUUUAUCUGGGUGGUGACUUUUGUCUUUACCACGCUCCUACACGUGGACUUUGGACUCCUCAUCGGAAUAGUGUUUUCCUUCUUCACAGUGGUGUUAAGAACACAAGUAGCUAAACCUGUACAUCUUGCAAAAGUGUCAGACGAAAAGAUCUACAAAGAUCCAAAGUACUACAUUCAGACCAUUGUGCACAGCACAAUCAAGGUCGUCGGCUACCACUGUCCGAUCUACUACGCCAAUGGCGACCUGUUCGCUAGCGAAGUGUACCGUCUAGCUACCAUAAAGCCAGAAGCUCUUCGAAAACACAUCCGGCGGUCAAACAUGACAAGCAAAGCCAGCCUUAACAGUACAACUUCUGUCAACGGCAAUUCAGCGUUACCACUGUCCCACUCGGAGAGUAGGAUAACUAUAGACCACGCCUUUCCAAUUGCGGACCCCAAGGAAAUCCCCACAAUGGAGUUCAAGUACCCACUCUCUCACAUCAUCCUCGACUUAUCCGCUGUCGCUUUUGUCGAUUCUGUCGGUUGCAAGGUCCUCAAAAAUAUUAUUCAAGAGUAUGCUAGCGUGGACGUAAAAGUAUGGAUUGCUAACAUCUCUGACGACAUUUGGAACAUCUUUGACGUUACUGGCGUGAUUGGCAAGCACAAGGAGAGCAUCUACCUCACCGUAGAUGACGCCUACAAUGCGGCCAAAGACGAGGUGGACAACGAAAAGAACUGCAACGUGAAGUGCGACGGUGAAAACGGCGUGGCAAUUAUAUCAGAUAUGCGCGUUUGAUGACACGCUUACAGAGAACUUUGUGGCAACAUACAAACAGAAGGAGAAGAUCUCGUUGUGUUAUACGUUAACAGGAGUGAGUUUUUUCUGGCCCGGUACAUGAAAGGAAAAGGACUAGAUUUCCAUACGAGAUGUUAUACAAAGCAGUGGACAGUAUCCAAAGUGUAUUUGUGCUGUACAUUUUUAUGAAGAUUGUAUAUACAUAUUGUUUAAGCCAUUUCAAAUGUAGUCUAAAUUAUGUACACGGAUUUGUAUAUUAUCUUUUACAAUUUUGUAUUUUUUUCAUCGACGUAUUGUAUACUACAAAACCUAAAUGUAUCUAGUUUACUCAUUUGUUAUAUGUUCAUUCCUUUAUACUUGCAAGACACGCACGCUGCUUGUAGCUGAAUGAGCUUGGACGAGAACGGUCACAGCUACAUAAUCUUUGAAGUCCGAAAAUGAUAUAGAUAUGUCCAGUGCAUGACAAUUAUGCAUUUUAGCGCUUCAUUUAUACGAUUUUAUUUAUAAGAAAUAAUAUGCAAGAAGACAAUUCUUGUUUGACCUUUAAGUUGUUAAUUGAUGAAGCUUAUUAUGUUGUUAUCGUUCAUUGUUGAAAUGUCUGGAAACAAAAAACUAUUCUGUUAACAACUACAUUCUGAAUAACGUCCAAGAAAGAAGUUCUUACACAUAAGAAAAACAAUGGAAUUAAAAUUUCAAUUACAUAUCCCGAAAUAUAUUAAAAUCAGUAUUUUAUGUAUUUUCUUAAUUUACUUGUUGUUGUAUUGUAUUUCCGUUUUCAACAGUAUUUCAGCCAAUGCACGGUGGACUAUUACCAAACUCACACUUUUCCUGAGCUUGGCGGUUUACCAGUACUUAGUUCACAUACUCAUGCCAUUAAGCGACAACUGCCCUCCUUGCAUCCGAUGUAAGGUGGGAGAAC
This is a messenger RNA of Dreissena polymorpha, 3145 nucleotides long. RefSeq names its product prestin-like. Bases 58 to 2226 code for a protein of 722 amino acids. Gene Ontology annotation, cellular component: membrane. The record is from RefSeq and is a predicted model, not a curated record. Gene Ontology annotation, biological process: transmembrane transport. The transcript has 18 exons. NCBI's taxonomy places the organism in Eukaryota, Metazoa, Mollusca, Bivalvia, Myida, Dreissenidae. Gene Ontology annotation, molecular function: chloride transmembrane transporter activity; oxalate transmembrane transporter activity; bicarbonate transmembrane transporter activity.